GUGGGACAUCCACAGCUUCUCUAGACAAGUUGUGUCAGUGCAUCGACACCCUCACAGGGAAGAAUAUCCUCCUACUAUCCAAUCUGAAUCACUCCUCUUUUAGUUUAAAACCAUUCCCUCGUGUCCUAUCACUGUCUACCUGAGUAAAUAGUCACUCUCCCUCUUUUCUGUAAGGCCUGUUUAAGUACUGAAAGGCCACAAUCAUAGGAUCGUAGAAUUUAGGUCGGAAAACACCUCUGAGAUCGAGUCCAACCAUUAUCCCAGCCCUGCCAAGCCCACUCUAAGCCCUCUUCCCAAGCGCCACAUCCACGCUUCUGUUAAAUCCCUCCAGGGCUGGUGGCAGGAGGGUCUGGGGGGAUGCCGGAGCAUCUGCAGCGGGAGGGGGAUGCAGCCGCCGGACCGAGCCCCUCCUCGGAGAGGCGGCGCCUGCGCCCGGUGACAUCAGCCCCGGGGACCGGGAUGCUGAGCCCGGCUCGGGGAAGGCGGAUCCCGCUCCGCUUCCAGCUCCGCAUCCCGACAGGGCAGAGGGGGGAGCGGGACGCGGCCCCCCUCCCGUGCCCCCCCUCCCGCGGCCACCCGCGUCCCCGCAGGAGCGGGGGGUCCCUGCGGGCGCUGCGGGGCGGGUGGCAGGGGAUGCUGCGGUAGCAGCCACGGAUGCUCGCCCUGCUCCUCUCCCUGCACACCCUGGGCCGGUCCCUGGCCAUGGCGAGCGCGGAGCGGCUGACGGUGCCCGAGUGUGUGAGCCGGGCGGGCGGCUGGGCGGGCGGGGGCAGCGCCCGGGAGCACCGGGGGGUCUCCCCAGGGGUGGGCACCGAGGUGCGGGAGGCGCUGGAGCGGGUCCUGCCCGCUUUGCGCCGGGCCAUCGCCCAAGCCACGCAGGCGACCACCCCCGAGGGGCUGCGGGCGGCCAUCAGCGAGGUGUUCCGCCUGGUGGAGGAGGCCUGGGGGAUGCCCGCGCUGGGGAGGGACGUGGCCAAGGUGCUGUGCGAUGUGAUCCGCCUGGAGGGGGGCCUGGACCUGCUGCUCAACCUGCUGUACACCGCCGAGCUGGAGACCAAGUGCCAGGCAGGAAAACUCCUGGAGCAGAUCCUGGUGGCAGAAAACAGGGAUCGGAUUGCUCGGAUCGGCCUGGGCGUGAUUCUGAACUUAGCCAAGGAGCGAGAUGUUCCCCAGCUGGUGCAGAGCGUCUCUGGGAUCCUGGAGCACAUGUUCAAACACACUGAGGAGACCUGUUUCCAGCUCAUCUCUGACGGAGGCCUGGAUGCCAUCCUGUACUGGUGCCGCUGGACGGACCCCAUCGUGCUGCGGCACUGCGCCAUGGCCUUGGCCAACUGUGCCAUGUACGGAGGGCAGGCCAACCAGCGCCUGAUGAUCGAGAAGAGGGCAGCAGAAUGGCUCUUCCCUCUGGUGUUCUCAAAGGAUGACGAACUCAUCCGGCUGCACGCGUGCCUGGCCAUCACGGUGCUGGCCACCAACAAGGAAAUUGAGAAGGAGGUGGAGCGCUCGGGGACUCUGGCUCUGGUGGAGCCGUUCAUCGCCUCGCUGGACCCAGAGCAGUUCGCCUGCGAGAUGCUGGGCAGCAGUGACAACAUCCAGGGGCGGACGGCGGAGGACCUGCAGCGGCUCGUGCCCCUGCUGGACAGCUCGCGGCUGGAAGCCCAGUGCAUCGCUGCCUUCUACCUCUGCACCGAGGCCACCAUCAAAACCAGGCAGAAGAAAACACAGAUUUUCAGUGAGAUCGGGGCUACGCAGAGCCUGAAGAGGAUAGUGUGCUACUCCACCAGCAGCACCACCUCCUCCCUGGCCAAAAAGGUGCUGCGCAUGAUAGGGGAAGAGGUUCCUCGGCGCAUCCUGCCCACGGUUCCCAACUGGAAGUCCUGCGAGGUGCAGACGUGGCUGCAGCAGAUCGGAUUCAACAAAUACUGCCAGAGAUUUCUGGAUCACCAGGUGGAUGGGGACAUUCUGCUGAGGCUGACAGAGAAGGAGCUGCAAGAGGAUUUGGGGAUGGACUCCAGCAUCACUCGGAAAAGGUUUUUCCGGGAGCUGACAGAGCUCAAGACCUUCGCAAACUAUUCCACCUGCGACCGCAGCAACCUGGCCGACUGGCUGGGCGGCAUCGACCCCAAAUUCCGGCAGUACACCUACAACCUGCUCACCUGCGGCAUCAACCGCAACUUCCUGCACCGGGUGACGGAGCAGCAGCUGCAGGAGGACUGUCACAUCGACACGGGCUUCCACCGCGUCCGCAUCCUCACCGCGGCCAGGGAAACGCUUCACUCCCCUAUAACGCUGCAAACCACGUCCAACGGGACCGAUGUGUUCAUCAGCUACCGGAGGAGCACCGGGUCACAGCUGGCCAGCCUGCUGAAGGUCCACCUGCAGCUGCACGGUUUCAGCGUGUUCAUUGACGUGGAGAAGCUGGAGGCAGGGAAAUUUGAGGACAAGCUGAUCCAGAGCGUCAUGAGCGCCCGCAAUUUUGUGCUGGUCCUCUCACCAAAUGCACUGGAUAAAUGCAUGGAAGACCCUGAGUGUAAGGACUGGGUACACAAGGAGAUUGUGACAGCCUUGAACUCUGGAAAGAACAUUGUACCUGUUACAGAUCAUUUUGAGUGGCCAGACCCAGAAACACUUCCCAAGGACAUGAGGGCUGUCCUGAAAUUUAAUGGUAUCAAGUGGUCCCAUGAGUACCAGGAGGCCACGAUCGACAAAAUCAUUCGCUUUCUCCAGGGCCGCUCCUCCCGGGACUCCUCGGCUGGGUCAGAGAAUGGGCUGGACUGCUUGCUCUCCGUGGGACAGAGCUAGAACCAGCACAGCUCCCUCAUCCCCCCCAGAGACUUCCCAGGUGACCCCUUUUUGUGUGGGUCCCAAUUUGUCUGUCUUGACUUUUUCCCAUCUUAGUACCCUGGCUUGACAGAAGGCCUGUGGCUCAUUACUCCCUCUCCACCCUCCAAAUACAAGCCCUUGGACCUAAAAGGUCGGUACUCACUCACACAGCGCCUGGUGAGCCAAGACUGGGUGGACUCCGGGAUGGACAAGUUGUCUUCCACAUCCUCCUGUGGGACAGCAGGAUGUGCAGGGGGUGUGAGGGAGACUGGCACCAUCCAGCCCCCCACAAGUGGCUGCAGCUUCCCCCAGAAACAUGUGCAAAGAGGCAGGAUCUUCUAAGGGCUGAGAACUGGGGAACUGGUGAGGGUCCAUUGCGAAAGGACAAAUGGGAGAGAAGAACAACUGACAGGAAAUGGUCUAUAAGCACCGUGUGGCUCUGCUUGUGCCAUGGCAAUAUCCUUGUGGUCAGCAACUGAGAGCAGGAAAGGGCAAACAAAAGCUAAGCCCUAACGAAAUCCCUGUGUUUGGGAAAGAUAACACACAGAGGCCUUUUGAACUGCUUUCUCCUUUCCAGUAAUGUCCCUUUAUCACAAGAGCUCAGUCCCUCCUCGAGGGCCUUCCACCUCCCAGUGCUGCAAAACCACUGUGUGCUCUUAACUCUGGCAAUGGAAGUUUGGGGUUAGACCAUGUGAAGUUUCUGCAGGAUCUCUCCAAAAGUGCUUUUAAAACACCCUCCUUCCCUUCAUCUGAUGUCUCAGCUUCACCACUCUAUCAGGUCUGUACUUCUAGGGUGUGGGAGGCUGGAUGGUGACUCUGGAAAACAUAUCUCCAUGCAGAUAGGCAAGAUGCUAAUUGCUGUGCUGUACUCAUGGGGUUAUUAUCCACUGGCUGUAUUUUAUUCUGUCACUCCUUCACAGCAGAUCUCCCAUGGUCUGCUCUUUCAGCAGGAGCUGGUAUAUCUCCCUGCUGACCAUCACACACCCCAACAGCCCUGGCUGAGCUCCUCAGGGUUGUCCCUACUCACUGAUGGAUGCAAUACCAAGUAGCAUUUGUUUCUUUCUACCGAGCUCUUCUCAACACCCACUGGGGCUUUUUGCAGCUACUCACCUUAAAAUAUCAAGGAAGAGUAAAGCUGAUGCAAAGGGCUGGCAAAGGAUGCUAGGAGUGAGCUGCUGGGACCAGGACUGGCACUGCCUGCUGCUUACACUGCUGGUGAGGAACCACGGGCAUCCUGACGCAAAUCCCUGAAUUCCAUGCUCCCAGCCUUGUCCUGCUUCUCCCACCUGCUUGGAGGGCGAGCAGCCAUUGUGCAGUUAGGAGCAGAAAUUGCAUCUCCUACCUAAGUUUGUAUUUUUGGAUGCAAAGUGAGUAAUGCAAAAAGACAUCCUUGUUCAGGGCACGGGCAGGAGGAAGAGCACGGAGGAACAUGGAAAAACACCAGGCUGCCCUGAUGCUCUGAAGACCAGGCUGCUGCAUCACCCUGCAGAAGCAGCAAGCUCCUCUUCCCAUCCCUGCUCAAGAUAACUCUUGCAGGAUACAAAGAGGAGCCUCAGCCACCUUGUCCUCCUCCUGGCUCUCCCUGAAGCCUUGCUGCUUGCCUUAACUGGCAGGAACACAAACACUUUUUCUUCUGGCUUAGACUCAUGAACAUUUCAGGGGGAAAAAAAAGUUAAUUGUGGUGCUUAAUCACAGCUUUAUGGAUAGCUCUUAUCAGCUCACAGUUAAUGGCAUCUUUGCUCUCCUGUGAAAGGUUAAUAGCCAUAUCUGCCCAGAAUCCCCUAGAAAUAGAAUCUCUCUUAUCUCCAGAUUAAAUAUGAAGAAGCCAGCAGAUGAGCCCAAAGGUGAAUAUGCUAAAGCAAAAAAGCCACCUGUGAGCUGCUUCAGGGAAAAGUCUUGAAUAACUGAUUGAAUGUCAAGGCCUCCAUGGCCACUGAAGAAGUUCCACACAAACAGUUCUAAGGAUUUUUCUCCCUACAAUAAUACCCACUAAGAUUAUUGCAUCUUGUUUCCCAGGAGCUCUGUAGCAAUUAACCUCACUCACUAUUCAAUGUGGAGAUUUACUUGUUCUCUACAGCUCAGGUGACUCACCUGGAACAGGAUCCCACCUCAUGCUCCAGCUGCCCAGACUGUGACUCCUCCUGUUUCUCCAUCAUUGUCUUCACCUUAAUGAACUCACCCUGCUCCUGGCAAAAUAUCUCGUACCCAGCCCCUUCCAGCUGGAGCACUCUCAAGGAAAGGAAUUCUGUCCUCAUCCUCCCUUCGUUCCUUUGCUAUGUGAUGUCAAAAGUAUCUGGAGUUGUUCUAUCAGGAAUUAUUAAUAAAUCUGGUUUACACUCUAAA
This is a messenger RNA of Pseudopipra pipra, 5166 nucleotides long. RefSeq names its product sterile alpha and TIR motif containing 1 (gene SARM1). Bases 655 to 2802 code for a protein of 715 amino acids. Gene Ontology annotation, cellular component: dendrite. Gene Ontology annotation, biological process: negative regulation of MyD88-independent toll-like receptor signaling pathway; signal transduction; response to axon injury. The record is from RefSeq and is a predicted model, not a curated record. The transcript has 9 exons. Lineage: Eukaryota; Metazoa; Chordata; Aves; Passeriformes; Pipridae. Gene Ontology annotation, molecular function: protein binding; NAD+ nucleosidase activity; signaling adaptor activity.